AUGAGUGCUAAUGACAACGACACGGGAAGAACGAGCCCCACGGUCAUUGUGGCUCCCACUACUAGUGGCAGAGAUAAGGCAGACCGCUUGGGCAAGAAGUUCGCCGACGCGAAACGAAACAAUCGGUCACGGUUUGCGCCUUCGAGGAGUGCAGAAUCACCAUACAACGUACUGACAUCUCCGUCCAGAAAUGAUCCCGUCAAGCUGAGCAGGUUGUAUUCGAUAAUGAAUUCCAAACGGACCUCAAACAACAAAUCAAGGCGGCAGCGCGAAGAGCCCGCAUUACAGCGCGCGGCCUCUGACAUUUCGCAGGCGAAGGUUAGUCCGGAUGAAAAUGUUGGGAGUCCACACAACGCGUUGGUCACUCGGUCACAGCCAGCAAUUGCGACUCCGAUAGUCCUCGAUGACCCUUCGACAACCAGCCUUCUAGCCGACGAACAGUCGGGAUCAUCGCCGAACAAGUCGGUGGUAUCUACACCUCAGUCACAGAGCAAAGCUCCUCAGACAGCACGCAACGGGAGCUCCCAGCCGUCUCCAACUCAAUUUGCCUCUAAUGACACCCAUCUGGCGCCUGGACAGCACCACACGUGCAUCAGCAAACAAGCAUUUGAAAAGAACAUAGCUCAAAUAAGCGACACUAUCUCGACCUUCCAAGCCGUCGUGAGAAACCCAGCGCGUACCUCGCACGCAGACCAGCAGCCGUCGGCGCAAAACCCACCCAAGGAGCCAACAGCGCCUACUCCGCAAACACCAACCCGGCAGGCUGUUUUUCAGGACAGGAAUGGCAACCAGACAGGAUCAGAUAAAAAGGUUUUGUUUUCUAGCAACGUUGAUAAAUCACCAAUUGCGUCGUCUCCAAUCAAGGAGCCUAGCGAGCCUCGGUCAAUCUUGAAAGUGAGUCCGCCUAAGACAGAUUUACCCAGAUCUGUUGUGGGCGAUAUAGAGGAAGAGUUCCCGGCAGGUUCCUUGAUGCAGAGGGAGCCAAACGAUCCAACGUCGAUAGAGCUGAUCAGAAAAUGCUAUCGGCUUCUACAGAAAGAGGACGACCCUAGAAGGUUUGAAAUCCUUGCCACUCUUCAUAACACGCUCAAGAUCAACAGCGUAGAGUUUAAUACUCGCGAGCUGAACAAAGCUGACGCGUCGAGCAUCGCAAAGGUGGCCUGUGCUGAGAUUGCAAGGGCGUGCGUAUCACCGGAUAUGGAUUUCGAUGCAGUGGAGUCCCGAACGACCAUGUUAGGGGUGAAGCUGAUCACCACGGUCAUGUCGAUGUUUGAGGUUUCGCAGACCGCAGAGGUAGUCGAGAUGUUGUGCACGUUGGUGUUGAGAAAACGCAUAUCCAAAGCUUUGGCGUCCGCAUUCGUUCAGUUCUGCAAAGAGCAGUCCUGUAUUCUCCCUGGGAGUUCGAGUGAGAUGGCUAUCAAUGCGCUUAUGACCAUGCCGUUUUAUCCUAGCGGAACCAUUGUUCACGAGAAGAUUCUUGCUUUGAAGAAAAUAGGUUCGAAUGCUCCAGCAAGCAUGCUCAAGACUUGUAGCAAGUGGUUUCCGUUUAUUCUGGCCAGCAUCAUGAGUAUUGAUCUGGGCUCACACCAGAGAAUUCUUCAAGCUGUGGUUGCCCUUUUGAACGAAUGGACUUCGAACUGCAAUCCCAAAAUUCGCGAGGACGUUCUGACUUUAAUGAGCGAGGACGCCGCGACCUUUGUGAGCAUGCACACCGUGGAGGCGAGUCAAAAUCUACUAGAACCUGGACUAUCUGUUUGCGAUGUUCUGGUCAAGACACUUAUCAUUAGCCUCAGACGGGGUGCAUAUGUGGAAGUAAUGAAAAUAUGGGCCCUGGUCACGUACUCGAUUUCUGCGUUCACCUGGAAUAAGGGGAUCGAAGAUUGGCCGCAUCUAGAAGCCUGGGUCUCGGUAUUCACCGAGUGCUUCAAUGCAGAAGGUCUUGCUCCCAAAAUUGCAGCCUUGGAGGCAUGGAAAGGCGUCAUCUUUGCGUACCAGAGCUCAAUGGUGUACCGAGCAUCUCUAUCUCCAAAGACAGAGAGCGAAGAAGAGCUGAUCGAAGUCAAGUUUCAUGUACUGGCUCACCCAUUUUUCGGCCUAGCGCUAGAGCUCAAUGAGACGUUGUUUGUCGAAUACCAAAAACUCUUUGUGAGAAUAUACCAUAGUCUGUACAAGUUUCUCACUAGAAAUCCACAGGACGAAGGAGCAUCUGUGAAAAAUGGUGCCAUUAAAUGGAUCUGUACGAUCCUGGGCCAAUUCUUUCUGGCAGAAUCAAGAAGUGCUGAGCAAUUGGAGUUUGCCAUCAAUUUCCUCGAGCAGAUGCUUACAUCAAGCCCUUCGAAACCAGACUUAGCGCAAACCAAAUUGCAGAAAGACUGUUUUGCCGAUGACAUCGUGAUAGAGCCUCUUUCGGUACCACCAAUCAACACACUCUGGGUGGUUUCCUCGCCAGAUCCCUUUGUUGAGCUUCUGAAGAUUGCAUGUAAAGGCAGAAUCCCUGUUGCAAGGAAGCUCAAACUAAUCACACUAUUUGUCCGUGGAUUGAGAACGGGGCUGUCGCCAAGUUCCGUUGCUUUUACACGGUUGACAGAGCCUGUCAUCGCGAUGUUCCUCGAUACCUUUUCUGAAGUGGAGCAGGAUUGCUCAGACCUAGGUGACCUGGAGGAAAUUGAGGGUAUUCUCUCUGACUUCUUCCAGGCCAUUGACAUUCUCAAUAGUUUGGACCUAUGGGGAGAAAAUAAGUCCGUUUUCACUGUUGUCUCUCAAUGGCUACGGAAAUUAGACACCAAGGACGCUCAACGUGGAUCCAACUUGGUAGCGGGCUAUCUAGACAAAAUCUUUUCACUAGAUGUGAACCGUUAUGUGCAAGCAUGCAACGAAUUGCUAACUCAUUGCCAGGGCUUCGAGAAAAUAGUUACAGACUCGCUGGUUGCACACUUAUGCUCGGCUUAUUUCAAUGUUUCACCAGUUGUGUGGACGUCUAUUUUUGAAAAAUUGGGUGAGAGCCGGCACAUUGACAUUCUGUCUCGGCUUGUCUUGAACGAGGUGGGCCACGAUAGCGCUAUAGACGCGCAGAAGCACGUUCAGUUCUGGCAGGCUACAAAUCUCAAAAUGGUAUCAGAUGAACAACUCUAUGUUCUCUACGACGCCUUGCUAUCGUGCUCAGGAACAGAGCUCCUGCGCUAUCAAAUUAGCAAUUGUCUUCUCAACGAGAAGCCCACCAUUUAUCUUCCUGUGGUGAAUCGAGUACUGAAACGUAUUAUAGAUCAAGGUCAUUGUCCCCAAGAGGAGCUACAGCUAUUUCUCAGAAAAAGAGGUAGCUUAGUUCAUCACAACGCAGCAGAUAGCAACAUGUUGCUGGGAAAGACAUUCAAAUUGGUCUCCCGGUUGCAAAGUAUGAUCGAAGGGGUGCCAGAAACUAAAAACUCGCCACACUCUUCGAACGCUAAUGGCGAAGCAGAAAAAAUUCACAAGAGUCCUGCGAAGGAGACACCUAUACCAUCCGUCCAGCAGCAACUUGAGCCAGAACCGAAUAGAUCACAGAAAGAUGCGGUGCAGGGAGCUCAAAUAAAACAGUCUGAACCAGAAAAGCCUGAGCAACAGGAUUCCUUGGAUAACGGAACAAGCACAGAACUUAGCACGUUUAUCAUACGCUCGGACGACGAAGCAGAGGAAAAACAGCCUAAUGACAAGUCCGGCACGACACCUGAGCAACCGGUUGCUACUUCCUCGCCUCAAAGACCUGCGGACCAGCCUGCUACCAAACCUGUCAUUUCUCAAACUUCUCAGGUGAGUUCUCCUAUGGCUAGAAUCUCCUCGACUCAGGCGCUGUCGAAUGAUGGCGAAAUCAGCGAGAAACAGCCAAGCAUUUCGGGCACCCAGGCGUCUCCUCCAGCAGUCGGGCAGUCCAGCAUACCCCCUGCUGAGAGAAGCUUCUUUGGUCAGGAUACCAGCCAGUUUUUGCCACCAUUUCCACCAAUGCCUUACUACGGCUAUCCAUACUACCCAAUGAUGCCACCUGCUACAGGAAUUGCCGAAAAACCUUCACCAAUGCAUCACAUGCCAAUGUACUAUCCUAUGCCUUAUCCAUGGCCUGCACCGUUAUCUGGACCAGAAAAAACUCUAGAUGCCAAAGACCCCGAGAGUUGGGUCAAGCUGGAAGAACUGGUCACAAGGCUUGUCCGCGAGAAUUCUGACGGAGUGGACGACUUGGAGGAAACCAAAAAACGGAAACUUGAAGAUGACCUAUUUACGCUACUGACGUGCUUGAAAAAAAGACGCUAAUUGGACGCGAAACGUACAUGCGCGGCCAGCAGCUCGACGCCAAUUUUCACCGAGUCCACAAACUCAGUAUCUGGGAAGUCUUGCUUGAAUUUGCGAUCGAGACUGCUGAGCCCAGCGCAACCCAACAGGAUAAUUUUUGCGUUUUGGGCAAUCAACACCCCAAUCUUUUUCUUAAUCUUGGCAUAAUUCUCGGGAUCAGUCAGCUUGAGCACGUUCACAUCGGCGGCCAGCGUCGGAGUCAUGAACUUGGGGAUACUUUUGGAAUCGAAAAAAUCCAGCAGCGAGUCGUCGAGUAUUUGCUCCCAGCUUUUAUUUGACGUCAAAAUACCGACUUUUGUCGCUUCUGUAGCAUAAUUCAGCGAGUAGAGCAGGGAAGCCUGGAAAAUGCCCAUCACCGGCACGCUGACAAGCUUCCGUAGUCCACCAACCAACGGGUGGUCUGAGUAGCAGCAGACAAGGUAUCCGUCGUAUUUGAGAUACGCAGAGUCUGAUUUCAGCUUUUCGAGACAGGCUUUGGCAGACACUUCACCGUCGUGGGAGUUGUUGAUGGAAGAUGGCGCAGAGGGAGGCCCAGUGAAAAAGUCAAACUUGAACUCUGGAAUUGGCCGC
Messenger RNA from Ogataea polymorpha, 4890 nucleotides. RefSeq lists its product as uncharacterized. The record is from RefSeq and is a predicted model, not a curated record. The coding region runs from base 1 to 4281 and encodes 1426 amino acids. The transcript has a single exon. NCBI's taxonomy places the organism in Eukaryota, Fungi, Ascomycota, Pichiomycetes, Pichiales, Pichiaceae.